AUGGAGGUUGUAAUGAGACAAAUCUCUAUCAGCCACCCGCCUGGUCGCCGAACAUACGACGUUGCUGCCGCUAUCAAAGUGCGGACUCGCCUCACUGAGGAGGAACUGACCAAGAAGGGGCGACUAGCCUGGCAGAAUCUACGAUACAAGCAUCCGUUAAUGGCAAGCUCUAUUGUCGACGGAGACUGGAUAUACAAUGUGCCAUACGGCAAGGAGUUAGAAGACUGGACCGAGAAAACCUUUCUGUCACUAAGUUCAUGCCAAAAAUACACAGAAGUUGUACUCAACAGCUUAGGCCCAGUGGAGUUUCCCAUGCUGCUCCAUCUCAAGGACCGCAAUGAAUUUAUGUUGAAACUCACUCACUGUCAUUCAGAUGCUCAAGGGAUAGCUCUGUGGUUUCACGACUUUCUGAAUGAGCUAUCGUGUCCUGUAAAUGACACUGUCCGAUGGAAACCAGGAGAAGAGGUUAACAACCUCCCUGUUGAGACGUGGGAUGCGGCUGAGAUCCCACGGCUCCCACAAUCAUGGGUUGAGGAUCAUCGAGGUUUCUUUCCUAAGAAGCAGCUUAAAGCACCGAGGACCUUAGGCUUAGAAAGAAAACCUACAGAAGCGCAUCUUCCGUCAACAUACGAGUUCGAAAGAUACCGAUUCUCGGUUAAAUGCUCAGAAACGAUCAUUGCCGGGGCGAGAAAACUAGGCCUCACGCUUACUCCGUUUGCUCAUACAGCCAUCGCCCUAGCUGCAAAGGAACAGGCCAAUUUACCUGAUGGUGUCCAACAUAACACAUUCCUGGUUUCAAGCCUCCGGGAACAAUGCAAAGGACGGCCUGAACUUGUCGGAAUUCACGAUUUCUCGAAAACUUCCAAGGAGUUGAUGAAGUGUUAUUCUUCCUACAAGAGCAAUAUGACGUCGUAUAUACCGAUUAUGACAAACGUUUUGGCCGAUAUGGAUCCCGAUGUCGUGAAUGAUGUGAUGUCCACUCUUAUCUUUAGUAGCGUCGGGGACUUGUCACCCUACAUGAGGGCUUCAUAUGGCGAGAUUGAGCUGGAGGAUUAUUGGGCUAUCAAUCUUCCAGCCAAUAAUUCAAUAUUCAUCGCUAUGGAGUCCCGGCUGCGUCAAUUGGAAUUAAGGGUUUGCUAUAACGGCGCUUUCUAUGAGUCGUCUCGCAUCAGGUCUUUCUUGGAUUCAACAGGCAGGAUUCUUUUGAAGGCUGCUACUUGA
Molecule: messenger RNA, 1221 nt
Organism: Aspergillus neoniger CBS 115656
Lineage: Eukaryota; Fungi; Ascomycota; Eurotiomycetes; Eurotiales; Aspergillaceae
Exons: 2
Coding region: 1-1221 (406 amino acids)
Source: RefSeq, a predicted model, not a curated record